AAAGAACCCAAGCUUACCAGGCACACCAACAGCAGUAUAACAUCCAAGACCAGUUCACUCGAACUUUUCCCAAUCACCCCUUUCCUGCUCACUCCUGGGCCUUAGUGGGAGUGUCGGGUGCAAAGAUGGCAGACACCGCAGUACUUGGCCAGCCAGUGACAUUUCCGUUCAGCAAAAAGACGGCAAAAAAUAGGGUAAUGAAAAGUGCCAUGUCCGAACGUCUGGCCACCUUUUCGUCCCACGACCCAAGGAAACGAGGUCAACCUACGGAAGAACUAAUCAGGCUUUACGAGACUUGGGCGACAGGUGAGAUAGGUAUCAUCGUUACUGGCAAUAUUCAGAUAAAGAAGGAUCAUCUGGAAGCUACAGGGAAUGCAAUCAUUGACAGAGAGUUGUCUGAUUACCUUGAGGACUAUCGCGCACUUGCUCGUGCAGCUAAGGCGUGCGGGAGUCUUGUCCUCGGACAACUCAGUCACCCUGGCCGACAGGUUCCCAUCACAAUCCAAUCAUCCCCAGAGUCUGCCUCGGACAUUGAGCAUCCAUCUGUGGCGGGUGUAUUAUUUGCCCGGCCAACACCGCUGACGAGGGAAGAGAUUGGGGAUGUAGUGCAACGUUUUGCAUAUGCUGCAUCCGUCCUUUUCAAGGCAGGAUUCGACGGUGUGCAGCUUCAUGCAGCCCACGGCUACCUUCUCCACCAAUUCCUCUCCAACCGAACCAACAUUCGUACAGAUGACUACGGCGGUCCGUUGCUUAACCGUGCCCGCCUCCUGCUAGAAACAAUCGCUGAAAUCAAGCACACCGUUGAUGAUCCGUCAUUUGUGAUUUCGGUCAAGCUCAACUGUCAAGAUUUUUUAUAUCCCAACGAUGGCGUUUCCGAGCAGGAGUCCAUUACGUUGACAAAGAUGCUUGAAUAUGCUGGCGUUGAUCUCGUGGAGAUUAGCGGGGGAACGUAUGAACUACAGCUCGCUGGAAAAUCUUGUAAUAAUUUCUCGCGAGAAGCGUACUUCAUUGACUUCGCAGACCGCUUACGUCCACACCUCUCUUGGACUAAGGUCUGCGUGACGGGGGGGUUCCGCAGCGCUUCUGCCAUGGUCGAUGCAGUCCAGCGUAACUCUACAGAUGUCAUCGGCAUAGCACGCCCGCUUACGGCGGAACCCUUUCUUAUAACGGAAAUACUGCGAGGGGACAAACUGCGGGCCAAAGAAAAUAAGUUCCCUAGCAGUCAAACAUAUCAUAUUGCCGCAGCAUCGUCACAGAUAGCUGAGAUAGGCAAUGGAUACGACAUCACCGACUUCAGUAACCCAUUCAACGUAUCGCGGUUCAUCGCAAAACUGCAGCAGGAAUUGCCUACUGCGAUGUCGGAGACAGCAUUUACUGGAGAAGAAACUCAUUGUCUCUAAUAUUAGUCUAUUUGUGUGUACUGAUUCUCCGACGUGCGCUUGUACGAGUAAUAGGUCACGAGUACCCUUAAUAUUCUAAUCGAUUUGCCUGUAGUACACCAAAGUUGUAUGCGUUUAUCGUGCUACGCUCGGCACAUCAUUAUUU
Messenger RNA from Pisolithus orientalis, 1545 nucleotides. RefSeq lists its product as uncharacterized. Gene Ontology annotation, molecular function: oxidoreductase activity; FMN binding. NCBI's taxonomy places the organism in Eukaryota, Fungi, Basidiomycota, Agaricomycetes, Boletales, Pisolithaceae. Bases 126 to 1400 code for a protein of 424 amino acids. The record is from RefSeq and is a predicted model, not a curated record. The transcript is spliced from 7 exons.